This is a messenger RNA of Amblyraja radiata (thorny skate), 4355 nucleotides long. It is a transcript of the gene alg10, whose product is annotated as ALG10 alpha-1,2-mannosyltransferase. Bases 188 to 1597 code for a protein of 469 amino acids. The transcript has 3 exons. Gene Ontology annotation, biological process: dolichol-linked oligosaccharide biosynthetic process; protein N-linked glycosylation. Gene Ontology annotation, molecular function: dolichyl pyrophosphate Glc2Man9GlcNAc2 alpha-1,2-glucosyltransferase activity. Gene Ontology annotation, cellular component: endoplasmic reticulum. The record is from RefSeq and is a predicted model, not a curated record. Lineage: Eukaryota; Metazoa; Chordata; Chondrichthyes; Rajiformes; Rajidae.
UUUUAAAAACGAACCCGCUGCCCAAAGAUCCUAUAGCAGAGCUGUAGCGGUUAGUCCGUCCGUCCGUCUCCCGCCCAACUUCCCGGGCCCUCGCCCAACUCCCCUGACCGUCCGCCUAACCCGGGCCCUCCGCCAGCACCGGGCUCUCCCCCGCCGCCCGCCCGCCCGCCCGCCUGCAGCAGCAGCCAUGGAGCGGUUCGUGUUCUCGGCCGUGGUGAGCAGCAACUUCCUGGCGGCCUCGGUGCUCUUCGCCGCCAUCAGCCGGGCCCAGCGCGGCCCCUACAUGGACGAGGAGUUCCACGUCCCGCAGGCUCAGCGCUUCUGUAGCGGCAGCUUCUCCGAGUGGGAUCCAAUGAUCACUACGUUACCCGGUCUUUACCUGGUGUCUACUGGAAUAAUCAAGCCUGUGUCGUGGCUGCUGGGCUGGACCGAAGCCGUGGUGUGCUCCACAGCAAUGCUGCGAUUCAUUAAUCUGCUCUUCAAUACAGGGAACCUCUACUUACUCUAUGUGCUUUUGUGCAGGAUACACCAGAAGGACAAGGCUACCACUGCAUUCCAGAGAAUCGUGUCUGCAUUAACACUUGCAUCGUUUCCACUUCUUUAUUUUUUCUCAUUCUUGUACUACACCGAUGCAGGCUCAACUUUCUUCAUCUUAUUUACUUACUUAAUGUGCCUGUAUGAAAGCCACAAAAUCGCUGCCUGCCUUGGAUUCUGUGCUUUUAUGUUCCGUCAGACUAAUAUCAUAUGGAUCAUAUUCUGUGCAGGGCAUGUUGUUGCACAGAAAUUAACUGAAGCAUGGAAAACUGACUUGGUUAAGAAAAAGGAUGAAAGGACAGCUUGUAUUCCAGAUCUAACUGAAGAAACCAAGAAACUUGGUCGAUUUCUUUUGGAGUAUGUUCUUUCACUGAAGAAUCUGAAGGUAUUGAUCCUUUUGACCUGGCCGUACAUUAUCUUGGUUGUUGGCUUUCUGCUAUUUUUAUGUCUGAAUGGAGGGAUAGUUGUUGGUGACAGGACCAACCAUGAGAUCUCUCUGAAUUUUCCACAGUUAUAUUACUUCUUUUCGUUCACGCUUGCUUUCUCUGCUUCUCAUCUGAUUUCUUCUCAAAAGAUCAAUUCUUUCUUGCAUUCAGUAAAGAAGCAUGCAUUACUUUACAUCGGUUUUGGAAUUGUCUCCCUGUUGUUAAUUUGGAAAUUCACUUAUGUCCAUAAGUUCCUGGUGGCAGACAACAGACACUACACAUUUUAUAUUUGGAAAAAUAUCUUUCAGAGGCAUGAAAUUAUCAAGUAUGUGUUGGUCCCAGCGUACAUCUUUGCUGCCUGGACAUUUGUGGAAGCUUUGAAGUACAAAUCAAUAUUCUGGAUCUUAGCAUAUUUUUUCUGUUUGGCUGCUGCGACAAUUCCACAACAAUUACUAGAAUUUCGUUAUUUCAUUGUGCCCUAUUUGAUCUACAGGCUCAACAUCCCAAUGCCCUCAAGCGUCAAAAUUAUUGCAGAGCUGGCUCUGUAUUGUUUAGUAAAUGUGCUAACCCUAUAUUGUUUUUUUAAUAAGACCUUUCUGUGGCCAGAUAGGAAGGAUAUCCAAAGAUUUAUGUGGUAAUAUUUUGCAUCUUAUUUGUAGAGAGAGGCAUGACCCUUACACAUGCUUUAUACCUUUGCAACCUCUUUAAUACAUUUUUUAAUUUUUUAUUUAAUGAUUUCUUUAUUCUGUGCAUCGUGAAGAUAAGUUUGUUAAAUUAACUGGUGAGCGAUAUUUAGCAUGUUGCAUAUAUGUAAUGAAUGCAGGGGAAUGGGCUAUUUCAAAAUCCUAAUGCCAAGACAUCCAUCCCCAAACCUUGUUCAUCUAAUUCUUGGUGAAGUGCAUUCUCUCUGUUGGGAUAAGAGACCAAUUCCUCAAUCUUCCUGAAAAAGCUUUUUAUCUCUGUAUCUGUGUUUGCAACAGUCACCCCAAGCUCCUUAUUUUCAGCCAAAGCUUUUGAAAAUUCUUUAUCCAUUCCAACAUCAAGUUCAUUUAGAAGCUGUUCUGUUGUCUGUAGAUGAACUUUUAGAUUUUCUGGAGCCAAUUGGUACGAGCAUGUUGUAUGUACUGUUUAGUUUUGUGGUUACUUUAAUGUUUGACUUGGGUACAUGUACAUUUGCUGUGAUACAAUUGUUACUAUUUUUUGUCGGGUAAUUCAUUUACUCAAUUCACACUUAAUGUGAAUUGGUUUUAGUCAUCUGUACACUAAUGAUUUUUUAAAAUUUAAUUUGAAAAGUAAGCUAAGUUACUGUCAUUUUUGUAUUGUGGAGAUUUUUUAAUGCUACAAUGUUUUUUUACUUAAAAAGGGGUUUGAAAUAGCAUUUAAAAUUUUUAUUAAUGUAAAAAUAUUAUUCAAAUAUGCUUUUUUAAAGGUCAAUUUGAUUUUAUUUCACGUUUCAGGUGUGUCAGAGAUAGUAAUGCAGGAUUCUUUCAGUUCUCAGUGGAUGUUUGCUUAAUUAAAUUUCUGCAGGACAAUAAACAUGAUGAAAGUAUUUGCAUUUUUAUAGUACCUCUGCAUCAUAGUGUUUUUUUCCUUGAUAAGAAAUCAUGUACAAAAUCAUGAGGGGAAUAGAUAGGCUGAAUGCAGUGUCUUUUUACCCAGGGUAGUGGAAUUAAGAACCAGUGGACAUAGGUUUAAGGUGAGAGGGGUGAUAUUAAAUAGGAACCUGAGGGUGGUGGGUAUAUGGAAAGAGCUGCAAGAGGGGGUAGUUGAGCCAGUUACUAUAACAACAUUUAAAAGGCACGUGGAUAGGUUUGGAAAGAUAGGGCCAAAUGCAGGCAACAAGGAUUAGCUUAGAUGGGCAUCUUGGCCAGCAUUGAUGAGUUAAGGUGAAUGGCCUGUUUCCAUGCUGUAAGCCUCUGACUGAGAUUUGAUUAUCUUUUAUGCAGGCAUGCAAGCACUUUGCCUAAAUAUAAUAUGUUAAACAAUAAAGUAAAUGUCUCUUGCUAGACAGAUUAGCAAAAUAAAUCGGUGAUCUAAUGUUUCUGAAAUAUUUUGCUAAUUUCUGUGGAUAAAAUUGCAAAAAGCAAUUUUGAACCGCUGCAAUAGUGUUAAUUUAACAAGUAGAUAUUAGCAAAGAUGGUAAAUUAGCAAUCCAGGCAACUAACUUUUUAGGAAACAUAAGCUGUUUUUGGAAGAUACUGCAUUGGGUUUUUUAUGGAUAGUAAUGAGUGAACACUAAACACUAGCAAUUUCAAUGGGUAAGAAACCAUUUUCUCAUAAUAAUCAGUGUAAUAUCAAUAAAAGGAGGCUGCAAACACCAAGUUCAACAAACAUUUUGAAAUGGGUCAAUUUGAUUUCUCCCUUUCAUAUGAAUUUUUCCUCCAAUUUUAAGAGGGCUAUUUCCCUUGAUAAUAUUUUUUUUUAAUUACAAUACACAAUGUUUGUAAUUGGAUGCAAUGGUUGAAUUAAAUGUUAUGGAGAAUUGUACUUCACAGGAAGUCAAGGGAAAUGAUAGUUUAAUAUAUAAUAGAGCUAGUAAUAACCCAAUAGUCUUACUAGAUUUCAAGGGCCAGAGCCAUCAAAGGUUAUAGUGAUUGAGCAGGACUCAACUACCUCCUCUGGUAGUUUAUUCCAUAUACUAUAUCCCUCAGGUUUGUAUUACCGUAUUUCCCUGCAAUGAAGACGCACCACCAUUUUGAGUUGAUAAAUUUUGGGAAAAAAGGCUGGCGGGACAGGACCAAGGGUUUGGUUUCGUCAGUAGAAAGGAAGAUGUGAAACGCCUCCAUCUUCCCCUGUCCCACAAUGCGCUGUGCGGUUCAGGCCUGACGGACGGGGACAUCCUGGCUCAGGGGGAUCACAUAACGGAGAGAGAGAGAGAGCGCCCAGGUCUGGCUGCAGUUCCCGGGUCGGCUGGCUUGCCCCAGGUCGCGAAAACUAAUUGGGAAAAAAAAGACGCCUGCAGGCCGGAUGAGUUCGGGCCGGAUCUGGGCCGUAGGUUGCCGACCCCUGUGUUUGGCCUCAUUGUGCGUGUGUGUGUCCCCAUGUUUUAAAAGUGAUUUGACCCAAGUCUAUCUUUCUUGGCUAACAAUCUAGCCUUCGGCCUCCAAGACGCAGGUAAAUUUUCGGGGCUUAUUUUAGGGUAAAAAAUGGCGUCUUCAUUGCCAGGAAAUACGGUAAAUCUUUUCCCACUCACCUUAAACCAAUGAUCUCAACACCACAAAUAUAAUUGUUUCAUCUUGAUUUCUGUGUGGCAUUCGGGUAUAAUGUCUUAAAGGUUAAGCUUCUCUUAAAUCUUAACGCACAUAUUUUACUAUUACUGACUUUCUUAAAGUAUUUAGCAAUCAUUCUGUUAUUUAAAAUACAUAUCAGAAAUAAAAUGAAACUAUUCAUUCCUCA